This is a messenger RNA of Andrographis paniculata, 1213 nucleotides long. RefSeq lists its product as uncharacterized. NCBI's taxonomy places the organism in Eukaryota, Viridiplantae, Streptophyta, Magnoliopsida, Lamiales, Acanthaceae. The transcript is spliced from 4 exons. The record is from RefSeq and is a predicted model, not a curated record. The coding region runs from base 480 to 1049 and encodes 189 amino acids.
AAAGCUAUUUCUUUUGUUCCCAUCCGGCUCCGGAACCCCUCGAUCUGCUUCCGUUUCUCUUCUACUUGGAAACCAGUAGUACAUGUGCUGUUCUUGAUGACGGGCUGGAUGUGAUUUUUCUGUGUUGUUGAUUUUCAAUCAAAGCCUUUUUUGGGGGAAAAAUAAGCCCUCGUAUUUAAUAGAUGGAAUAGGUGUUCAGCUAGGUCUUUCUUGGAUUUAAAAUUUUAAAUUGGCGAUCUAUAUGUAAUUUUUCAAAAUUUUGGAGCAGAGUUGUGUUCAUCCUAUGCUGGUAGCUCAAAUCCCACUUGUACACCUCAAAUAUGAAGCGAAUUCUUACCUACGUGCUUAUAAAAAUCUUUGAAUUAAGAAAUUCAAUCCGAUCUGACAAUCUCAAGAUCAUUUGAAGCUGUGAGAUAUGUUUUUAUAAUUUUUUUGUUUCAAUCCCGGCAUCUUCAUUCUUCAAGGAGAAGAAAAAAAAAAUGAAUCACUAUGCGAUUCAGCAGAACGGGUUCGCUGCCUGUGAAGAGAUUUGGGCGAGCGCCGCUGCUGCCGGCAGAUCCGUGGAAAAGAAAGGGACUGUUGUAUGCCCUAAGCCAAGGCGGUUUGGCUUAAAUCAAACAGCUUUUGAACAACCUUCAUAUGGGAGGAUCUUGAGAUGGCAUGUCAGCCAUCAGCAAGACGAUUGUGAUGCAAAAGCUGGAAAUGAACUCCUGGACAUAAUUCUUCCAAAGUUUGGUGUUGGAUGUAUGUAUGUGCAGGGUGGUGUGGAUCAUCAUCAGGUAGUUGCUGGGUCGUCUCCCCCAUUUUUUUCCGGAUCUCCGCCGAGUAGAGUAUCUAACCCACUAAUUCAAGAUGCACGUUUUGGGGAUGAGAAAGUUAGUCCAGUUUCGCCGCGGGCAAUGGCAAUUCCAAUCCCAAUCCCAUCGUCCCCCCGCAAGGGUGGUGGUUGUGUUCGGGGCAAUUUUGGCAACAAUCCGGCCGUGAGGAUCGAGGGUUUUGACUGCCUCGACAGGGAUAGGCGCAAUUGCAGUAUCCCUGCCCUGGCAUGAUGACGAUGAGUUCGAGAGAGAGAGUACAUACAAAUAAAUACAUAGAUCUCAACGAGAGAGAGUAUUGUCGUUAUCAUUGCAUUGAUCAACUGAACCAGCUGGCUAGCUAAGCAAGGGCCGGCCGGAUCAUUGAUCAUUUUGUCUAGCACAAGCACUAGAGCUAG